Molecule: messenger RNA, 1798 nt
Organism: Drosophila hydei
Lineage: Eukaryota; Metazoa; Arthropoda; Insecta; Diptera; Drosophilidae
Product: esterase S-like
Exons: 2
Coding region: 33-1691 (552 amino acids)
Source: RefSeq, a predicted model, not a curated record
GUUGGCUAAAACAGUUUGCCUUGGAUAACGCCAUGAAUACUGUCAUCUUGGCAAUCGUUUUGUUAACGGCCUGCGCACCAUCUGCCUCAAGCGAUCCGCUACUCGUCGAGCUAGCAAAUGGAGAACUACGCGGACACGACAACGGCAAUUACUACAGCUAUGAGUCAAUACCUUAUGCAAAGGCACCCAUCGAUGACUUGCGCUUGGAAGAUCCAGUUCCUUAUACAGGAAGAUGGGACCAAGCCUUCGAUGCCACCAAGUCACCGACUGAGUGUCUGCAGUGGAACCAAUUCAUACAACAGCCUGACAAACUAACGGGCAGCGAGGACUGUCUGACCGUCAGCAUCUACAAGCCAAAGAACGCUAGUCGGAAGAGCUUCCCAGUCGUGGCAAAUAUUUUCGGCGGAGCGUGGACCUUUGGCAGCUCGCUAGAGGAUGGAGUUGAACACUUCAUGGACAGCGGCAAUGUAAUAGUAGCGAAGAUCAAUUACAGAGUGGGUCCACUUGGGUUUUUAAGCACCGGCGACAACGUACUACCCGGAAACUAUGGUCUAAAGGAUCAGCGACUCGCAAUCCAAUGGAUCAAGCAGUACAUUGCUCGGUUUGGUGGAGAUCCAGAGAAUAUAAUUCUUCUUGGUUUCGGUACAGGUGGUUCUUCGGUUCAUCUGCAGCUUAUGCACAAGGAUAUGGAGAAUAUAGUGAAGGGCGGCAUCUCAAUUAGUGGAACAGCGACGUCUCCCUUUGCUGUGCAAAGUAGUGGACGUGAGGUCGCUUUCCGAUUUGCUAAAAUCUUGGGUUGUAACAACUUUAAACGUUCAUCUGAACUGAAAGAGUGCUUCAAAAGAACAAAUGCGAACGAUUUCGUUAGUGCCGUUCAGAAGCUCCAUGUCUUUGACUAUGUACCAUCUGCAGCAUUUAUUCCCGUCGUGGAGUCCCAUGAUUCGGAUAAUCCGUUCCUCACCGAAUUUCCUAUAGAGACUAUCACGAGUGGAAGAUUUGCCCAAGUGCCUUGGCUGGCCAGCUACACCACGCAGAAUGGAAUCUAUAAUGCUGCACUGUUGCUGCAAAAGGAUUCCAAUGGAAAGGAAAGAAUUUUGGAGCUAAACUCUCGCUGGAACGAGCUAGCUCCGUACUUUUUAUUUUACCCAAAGGACUUGAAUCAGUUCGAGAAAAAUUUCCGCUCUCGGAAACUAAAGCUGCAAUAUCUGGGCUACAGAAACUUUAGCGUCGAAAACUAUUUCGACGUCCAGCGUAUGUUCACAAAUGAGCUGUAUAAGAACGGCAUCGAAGUGGCCUUAGAUGCACAUCGGAGGUAUGGCAGCAGCCCCGUUUAUGCUUAUGUCUACGACAAUCCGGCUGACAGUUCGUUCACACAGAUACUUUCGAGACGAAUAGAUCUAUUCUUGGGCACGGGUAUGGGCGACGACUACUAUCUCUUGAUGAGCAAUUCGUUGCGUGGAGAGAUGCGAGCUGAUGAGAAAUUGGUUUCAUGGAAGCUAAUCAAGAUGGUAGAACAGUUUGCUGAGACCCGAAAUCUGGCCUACGACGACUGCGUAUUCACGGACAACCGACGCAAAAGACACUUCCAGCUGGUGGCCAUCAAACGUACUCAUUGCGAGCUGGUGGAAGCGAGACAUUUGCCUGAAACUGAGUCGGACGAUUUGCCAACUUCCCCAGUGGUAAUAUACUGAUUCGAUGUAUAUUAACAAGUCAAUCAAUCAAUCAAUCAAUUAGUCGAUGGGUCCAUUAAUGUCGUAGUGGGUGCAGUUGGUAAUUAAAUCAAUACAUUGCAAAACAA